AAGAGGUGAAGAGAAGAAUGGAACAGGAGAGAGCAGAAACUGAGCAGAAGAGAGCCAAACAGCUUCAGGAGAUGGAGGAAAAAAUCAAGAAGGAACGAGAGGAGAGAAGGAGGGAGGAGGAACUGAGAAAAAAAGAGGACAUGGAGAAGAAAAGGCAGGAAGAAAUUAAACAAAAGGAAUGGGAGCAAAAACUUGAAGGAGAGUUGAAGGACUAAAAAGGAAGAGAUGAGAAAGCAAAAAGAAGACUGGGAGAAGGAGAGAGAAGAAUGGUGGGAAAAACAACGUCAAGAAAAUGAGAAGAGACGACAAGAGGAGCAAAUUAGAAUUAAAACGUUGCAAGAAGAAUACGAGCAGGAAAGCAAAAAACAUGAACAGAAAAUAAAAGAAAUUAAAAAGGAAAAAGAUCAACAACUAAAAGAGAUGGAGGAAAAAAUAAACAAGGAACGAGAGGAGAGAAGAAGAGAAGAGGAACUGAGAAAAAAAGAGGACAUGGAGAAUAAAAGGCAGGAGGAAAUUAAAAGAAAGGAAUGGGAGGAAAAACUUGAAGGAGAGUUGGGUGACAAAAAAGAAGAGAUGAGAAAGCAAAAAGAAGACUGGGAGAAGGAGAGAGAGAAAUGGUGGGAAAAACAACGCCAAGAAAAUGAGAAGAGACGACAAGAGGAGCAAAUGAGAAUUAAAACGUUGCAAGAAGAAUACGAGCAGGAAAGCAAAAAACAUGAAAAGAAAAUAAAAGAAAUUAAAAAGGAAAAAGAUCAACAACUAAAAGAGAUGGAGGAAAAAAUAAACAAGGAACGAGAGGAGAGAAGAAGAGAAGAGGAACUGAGAAAGAAAGAGGACAUGGAGAAGAAAAGCCAGGAGGAAAUUAAAAGAAAGGAAUUGGAGGAAAAACUUAAUGGAGAGUUGGAGCAGAGUAAAGAAAAGAUGAGAAAGCAAAAAGAAGACUGGGAGAAGGAGAGAGAAGAAUGGUGGGAAAAACAACAUCAAGAAAAUGAGAAGAGACGACGAGAGGAGCAAACAAGACUUCAGAAGUUGCAAGAAGAAUACAAGAAGGAAAAAGAGAAACAUGAACAGAAAAGAAAAGAAGAAGAUCAAAAGAGAAGAGAACAGGAAGGGGAAGAGGGAAAAUAUUUAGAGAAUAAAUAUAAGAAAGAACAGGAGGAAAUGAACAAGAAGUACAAUCUGUUACAAGAUCUCUCAAAAGACAAAGAAAACGAUCUUAAAGAAAAAAUUGAAGACAUGGAGAAACAACAUGUAACACAAAUGCAAGAGACAAAAGAGAGACAUGACAAAUAUAUAAAAGAGAAAAUGGAGGAAAUGAAGAGACAACAUGAACAAGAAGUACUAGAACAACAGUGCAGGUGUAUCAUCCUCUGAUCUUCCCACUGACUCAGGAUCAUCUUGGUGUUAGCAGAUGGAACAUCACUUCCUUUAACAGCAGGUUUCUAGAUGACAAUUCCCAACAGGAACCAAUCCGGACCAUAAGAAAUACAACUUUUGUGACAUUUUCACUUUGUAAAUAUUUUAAAUAACGAUUGCAUGUUUUUUUGAAACCCACUAAUUAUUUUUACUGACUGCAAAUGUUAACUAGAUAAAAAAUGUAAUUGUUACUUUCUAAUCAUUAAGAGUUCCACCAACCUUCCUGGUGAAGAUAAGCUUUUUCUAUUUUAUUGACAUUAUGUGUCGGUGCACCUUUUCAACAAGGUCCAUGUAUUUUGUAAAUAUAUAUAUUGAGUGAAUCCUGCGAGUGUUAAUGCUGCAGUCAUAUCUGUAUCAUUUGUUUAUCGGUUGUCAUAUUCUUCUGGACACUGGGGGGUGAAGGUGAGCAAGGACGCAUAUAGAGGAGCUCCUCAGGACAGGUGCAGUGAUGUGAACCUGGGAUGAGCUCACAGUGUCCAUGCACACAAUAAAGUUUAUUGUAUUUUGCAUGAUUAAAAAAAACAGUUUUGUAAAUUAAAGAAGUCAUUUAUAUUGAGUUUACAUGUCCAAACUAGUUUUAACCCUUUGUAAAAAUAUCAGGUUUGUAGUUGCAAUAGUCAUCACAGUAAGUGUGUUCAUGUUUCUGAAGUUCAUUGACUUCUAUUAAUUAAAUGAAUCUCUUAUUAGAAACUGUCAGUCUUAACAACCCACAUAUUCUCAAAAUAUCAUCUUUAAGGUUUCACUGCCUCUACUUUACCACACCUAAAUUGUAUAUGUCAUCUUUGAUUUCUUUAGAAAUAUAUCAUAUUCAGAGCAUGUGCUGCCUCUAGAGGACGCCCUGUCUGUGAGCAGCUUGUUCUUAAAGUGUUGGGAUUCCUGUUCAAUGAUCUGCAGCCUGACUGCUGUUUGUCCCUGCAGAGAGAAUGUGCAUUAAAUAUGAUUCCUGCUCCUGUCAUUAUCAUUCAUAUCAUUCAUUUACAAUGUGUUUUUCUAUUACAAUGUGUUUGCCUUGUUGUUAUAAAUAUACAAUUCUCAUUC
Molecule: messenger RNA, 2454 nt
Organism: Eleginops maclovinus (Patagonian blennie)
Lineage: Eukaryota; Metazoa; Chordata; Actinopteri; Perciformes; Eleginopidae
Product: golgin subfamily A member 6-like protein 22
Exons: 1
Coding region: 226-1374 (382 amino acids)
Source: RefSeq, a predicted model, not a curated record